CAAAUACAAUUAUUAUUUCAAAAAACAAUAGUCAGAAAAUAUAAAUAUUUUAUUUGUUUUUUUAUUUAUUUUUACUCAGUUUUUAUUUAGUGUCUUUAAUUAUUUAUAAAAUAGCAAUAAUAAUAAUAAUAAUAAUAAUAAUAAAACAAUAUCAAUAACAACAAUAAUAGCAACAACAAUAACAAUAAUAAAUAAAUAAUAAAGUAUAGAGUAUAAUAACUUUUUUUUAUAAAAUGGAUAUUAAAUCAAACCACUAUGAUAUUAUUAUUUGUGGUGGUGGUAUUGCUGGGUUAAGUGCAUGUAGACAUCUAUUAUUAAAAAUGCCAGAGUUAGCAGGUCGUAUUGCCAUCAUUGAGCCACGUUCAGAGAAACGUAACAAUCUCGAUGAAGAUUAUAAAGUUGGUGAAUCAACUGUUGAGGUUAGUGCAAUGUUUUUUGCUAAGGAAUUAGGUUUACAAGAUUAUUUAAUUGAAAAUCAUCCACCAAAAUUCUCAUUACAAUUUCAUUGGCCCAGAGAUCCAAGCAAAACAGAUACCAUGGAUGACUAUUAUAGUACAUGGGCAGUAAAGAAUCCAGACAUUCAAGCAUUUCAAUUAAAUCGUUGUAAAAUAGAAAGAGAUUUAUUGAAAAUGGUAGUUGCCCAAGGUGCAGUUUACUAUCAUGGUAGAGUUAGAAAUGUAGAUUUAACCAAAGGUGAUGAAAUUAAAACAUUGGAGGUCGAAUUAUUAACAGAGGAGGAAGAAUUCAAAGAUCAAAAAGUAAUUGAAAGAAUUAUUUUAACAACAGACUAUAUAGUCGAUUCAUCUGGUCGUAAUUUUGUUGUAGGAAGUAGAACCAACAAUAUUUUAAAGGAUCCAAGUCACCUUUUUGGAUUACAAAAUGCAUCAACAUGGGUUCGUGUAAAGAACACUGAUCGUAGACUCUUUGAGUUUACCAAUCAAAAUGUAACAUGUAGCUGGUCAUAUGACACCAACCAUUUCUUUGGUCCAGGUUAUUGGAUCUGGAUGAUCCCCCUCGAAAGAAGCACAAGAGACUAUAGUAUUGGCGUUUCAUACCAUCGUGACAAAAUUGCUCCAUCCCAAUUAAACUCAAUGGAUAAAUUCAUGUCAUUCUUGGAAAAGAAUCAAAAGAUCCUCUACAACGUAAUCAAAAGUGGUGAAAUUGUCGAUUUCCACCGUUGGCCAAAACUAGCACAUACAAGUCGUACUUUCUUUUCUCAGGAUAAUUGGUGUGUACUCGGUGAUGCCGCUGCUAUUUUCGACCCAUUCUACUCUACUGGUAUGGUUAUGAUUGCAAUGGAAGUCGAGUGUAUGACUGAAAUGCUCAAGUAUAAAUUAGCAAAAGAUAAAGAAGGUUACCAACUAAGAGUGAACUCUUAUGAUAAACUAAUAAGAGCUGUUACACAAGUUAAUAAUCAUCUCAUCAAAGAUCAUUCAAAUCAUCUUGGUAAUGCAUCCGUUAUGAGCUGGAGAAUCUACUUUGAAUCUGCAACUUAUUUCUCAGUUCUAUUACCAGCAUACAUUGGAAAAUACCAUUUGUGUCCCAUUUUUGUCGAACAUUUUACCUCCGAUCACGAAAACAAUUUAAAUAUUCGUAAUGAAAUGUUAAAGGUUUUAGAUCACGUAAACGAAAACAACAUCAACAUUGGCUUUAUGGAUAAUCAUAGAGGCAGUCAACUCUUUGGUAAAUGGUCGCCAACAUCAUCAUGGGAUCAUGACAAUGCACUUUCUGACUGCAAGUAUGGUCACAAACGUUUAAAUCUUCCAAAAUGUUUAUCAUGGAAUAACUUUUAUCAAUCUCUCAUCAUAUUAAAGCUCUACUAUCGUGCAUAUGGUAUCUCUGCUCUAUGGAAUUCAUCAUUCUUUAAAACCUUCUCUUCAACAUUCUACCGUUUCUCAAAAUUCUAUCUUGUCAGUUUAAUUCAUGACUUUAAUAUGAUUGGUGUUCCAAAGAAUGAGUUUUAUCAAAAAAUGCAAGAUGACUUCAAAUCUUACAAAUAUAACAAUGAAGUUAUUGAUUGGAAAUAUUAAAUAUUAAUUUCCAAAUAAUUUAUUAAAAAAAAAAGCCAAUAUAUCUAUUUAAUAAUAGUAUAAUAGUAAAUAAUAUAAUAAUAGUAAACAAUAAUAAUAAUGGUAAAUAAUAUAAAAAUAAAAUGAUAUAUUAUUUUAUUUAAAAUUUU
Molecule: messenger RNA, 2179 nt
Organism: Dictyostelium purpureum
Lineage: Eukaryota; Evosea; Eumycetozoa; Dictyosteliales; Dictyosteliaceae
Exons: 2
Coding region: 234-2030 (598 amino acids)
Molecular function (GO): monooxygenase activity
Source: RefSeq, a predicted model, not a curated record